Galleria mellonella (greater wax moth) is the source of this 2941-nucleotide messenger RNA. It is a transcript of the gene RNaseX25, whose product is annotated as ribonuclease Oy. Gene Ontology annotation, cellular component: extracellular region. Gene Ontology annotation, molecular function: ribonuclease T2 activity; RNA binding. Bases 115 to 921 code for a protein of 268 amino acids. The record is from RefSeq and is a predicted model, not a curated record. The transcript has 3 exons. Gene Ontology annotation, biological process: RNA catabolic process. Lineage: Eukaryota; Metazoa; Arthropoda; Insecta; Lepidoptera; Pyralidae.
UUCUUAUAGUUAUUUCACUCUUAAAUCUUGCAUUGUAUACAUUUUAUUUAUGGUUUUUAUUUUAUAUAACAAAAUUAUUUAUUAUUAAUUUCACCCAACUUACUUCUAGUCAACAUGCCUCUAUACAAUGCAUAUCUGAUUUUACUAUUACUUUACUUCAGUGUGGAUUAUGUGCAACCGUCGACUGUGAAGGAUGAGCAUCAAUUUGAUUUGCUUAUAUUUACACAAUUCUGGCCGGCGACAGUGUGUACAGAAUGGAAGGAGAAGAGUCCUGCCCACUCGUGUGCAAUGCCCACCAGGCCGGAUUCAUGGUCUAUUCACGGCAUUUGGCCAACACGGCUCGGCACUAGAGAACCUUCAUUCUGUAAUAGAACAUGGCAUUUUGACCCUGAACAAAUUCAACCUAUUGAGCCUGUAAUGUUGCAAGUAUGGCCUAAUAUUGAGGCUGAAACUUCAACAUAUGCUUUGUGGUCACAUGAAUGGACUAAACAUGGCACCUGUGCCGCUGUGCUAGAACCUCUUAAUUCUGAAUUAAAAUACUUCUCACAAGGUAUCGACUGGUUAGAAAAAUACAACAUGUUAGAUAUACUGAAAAUUGCUAACAUUGUCCCCACAAAAGAAAAGGAAUAUCCUAUUAUAGAUAUCAAUAAUGCAAUUGUUAAAGAGUUGGGUGUCAGACCGCAAAUAGAGUGCAAUAAAGUUGACGGUAAGAAUCAGAUAUUUGAGAUACGUCUAUGCUUCAACAAGAGUUUGGAAUUGACAGAUUGCGAUGGCGUCAAAUAUUUUGGUGAGUAUAAUUCAGUUUUGACUAAUUGUGACCCGUCCCAGGAUAUAUACUAUCCUCACAAUGAAGGGGAACCAAAACGAUUAUAUGUACAACUGUACAAACUUAUAUCUUGGCUGCAGUGGUUUACGCUGUGAGAUUUAUUACCUGUUACCAUAUAAGACAUGAUAUCAUUUUUACUUUAAUUUUAAAUAAUUAAUAGAGGAAAAAAUAACAUGAAAUUACAUUCUCUUCUUUAUUUGCGUUUUUAAAAUUGUGAUGUAACAUUUAGAAUUUCAAAUGUAAUGUCUCUUAAUUUGGGAUCCCAGUUUCAUCAAGAUUAAUAAAAAUGUAGGAAAAAAUCAAUAUGAAAUUAUUUCCACUGCUAAAAUGUCUAUGUAAAUUUAGAUACACUUUUACCAAUUUGCAACAAUUUGGGAUCCUGAUAUUUUUUUUUAUGAAAAAUAUAUUGAAUCAUCAAUAUACAAUAACUAUCUCCAUUAAAAUGCAAUAGGGCCAGAUUAUUUUUGUUUUUUUUUUUUUUUUUAUUUACAAUAUAUUGCAAUGUAAUUAGGGAUUAAUAAUUUGUAAUCAAAUAUUUUAUUUUAAUAAUUUUCUUUCAAUGAAAUUUGGUUUAUUUGAGAAAAAAUAGACAAAAAGCAAUAUGCAUUUUUUUAUAUACAUUUUUUAUAUAUGCAAAUUUAAAAUAAUAAAUAAUGUAUUUUUUUAUUUAUUCUAUGUGUCUAAAUAUCAUUGACAUUAAUUUAUUAAUUUACUAUUAAAUCAUAAUUAACAUAAGCAUAAAAUCUUUUGUACACUAUUAAUAAUAAUCUAGACUUGCAUUAAGGUUUGAAUUUAUUAUUUUAUUAGAAAAUCCUAAAAAAUACUGUAUUAAAGGAAAACCAUGUCCAAAUUACAUAAGGAAAGUAAGAAUUAAUAAUAACAUGAACGUAAUAAUAUAUUGUUAGGUAUUCAUAUUAAUAAUAAUUGCUUGUGUAUUGUGCCUCACAGUACCUAUAGCAGACAGGGUUUUAGGGGUAUGCAUGACAAUUCUAACAGAAUCAUUAAUUUUAUUAAAAAAAAAAUGUGUUAACAUUGAAAUGUACAUUAUGUAAUAAUUCUUUUUAUAAGUAGAUAUAAUUAUCCAUUUGUGUUACAAGUCAAUAUUAUGUUAUUAUUUUUGUAAUUUAUAUGUAUAGCUCUUCGAGAUGACAUCUUUCAAAAUGAGUUUUGCUUAAAAUGCAUAAUGAUUUUUUAGUAAUUUUUUUUAAUAACUACCCAUAGACAUAUUUACUAUAUAUACACUAAUGUUCUUAAUUUAAUAACUAAUUAUCACAAGUCAAGUUAUGAAUUAUUUACCAUUUAGAUGAAUUUUUUUUUGUCAUAUUUUUACACUUUGUAAAAACAUUUCAACAUGUUUGGCUGUCAAUAGUUAAUGGUUAAAAAUAAAUGUGUAAUUUAAUAUCUUUUUUACAAGUGCAAUAAACAUAUACACUGCUAUAAUAUAAUUUAAUCAUUUUUACUGUUUUUAGUACGAUUUUUAGUCGACGUUUAUCUAUCUUGUUUUUAUAUCAUUGAAGACCAUAUGAAUUUAGAUAUUUUUUUAUACAUUUUUCUUUUAAUACCUGUGUAUAUUUUUAUUAUGUUUUUACAGGCAUGUACUUAAUUGAACUUUGAAAUAAUAAUUGAUGAAAUUUAGCAUAAUAAUAUACAUACUUAAAUUUUAUAUCAAAUUUUAAUUUAUUCUUUAUUUAAAUUUGAAUUAACUCUGUAUGUAUUUAUAAAUUCUCGGUAGUUCCUAUCAUUUGAUAGGUUCUCGGUUCUCGUUUAAAUUAUGUCUAUUACUCUAUAAUUUCUGACAGAUUUGAUUCAGCUAUAGAGCCGGUAAUUUUAUUUAAAUAAAUAAUAACGAAUAAUUGAAUUAACUACUUUUGGUGGUAAUUUAUUAUUGUUUGUUGCAUUUUUACAAUAACACAUUCUCGAAACCUGGCUAUAAAAUAAAAUACAAUAUAAUAAAAUGUAUUUCUGUUAUUUGAAAGAAUUCACUUGUGUUUAUGGGUUGUAUUUUAAUUGUACCUAUAGUAUUUAUAGGGUAAUAAAUAUUUUUAUACUAAUAAUUAGCGAUAAGCCAUAUGAGUUUACCUAUUGUGAUGUUAUAAUAAAAUUAAUGGACUGGAA